Molecule: messenger RNA, 15652 nt
Organism: Bolinopsis microptera
Lineage: Eukaryota; Metazoa; Ctenophora; Tentaculata; Lobata; Bolinopsidae
Product: dynein axonemal heavy chain 8-like
Exons: 91
Coding region: 26-15154 (5042 amino acids)
Biological process (GO): cilium movement involved in cell motility; outer dynein arm assembly
Cellular component (GO): outer dynein arm; 9+2 motile cilium
Molecular function (GO): ATP binding; dynein light intermediate chain binding; dynein intermediate chain binding
Source: RefSeq, a predicted model, not a curated record
AUAGUACAAUAGUAAAAGUACCUGAAUGGAUGACCGGUUAUGGUGGUUUGCCAACAAGAUUCAGGAUGUCUACCAGAUUGGUACCUACGACAGUCCCACUCUUCUGGAGGACUUUAUCAGUGCUGACCCUACCGUAGAGGCUAUCAAUGGCUUCUUAAAUGCAGGUGGUACGAACCGACUGUUUGUCCACAGUUCCGUUGUAGACAAAGUGACCCUGUCAAACAGAACCCUCUCAAUCUACACUACACUUCCUGAGAGGCUGAAGUUAGAGGGUCACAUUCUCCUUUACUUCUUUAGACUUUGUAAUGAUGUCAAGUUAGAAGUGGAGACUAUCCCCAACAAUGUGUUUGCUGGGACGGUUAAAGAUUCUGCUAUUCAGUCUUUUACCACAUUUCUCUCUGAAGUUGUAGCCCCUGUGUUAAAGUCUAAGAGAGACUGGGGUCAGUGCUCCAGCGAACAGGUACAGCAGCUGCUAUCCUGUGUGGACAAGUGUGUGUACAGUAUGGUAGACUCCCCCACCCCCACUGGUAAAGUAGUGCUAGAAACAGCCCCUGAGUGCGAGGACACUAUAUCCCGCAGACUUGAGAACACUGCUCCUGCUUAUCUAGCAGAGUGUGAGAGACUCAUUCAGAGCUGGAGCUCAACCAUUGAAACUGUACUGUCUGAUGCUUUCGAGGACAGCCGAGCUCACAUGUUGGAGAGCUGCACUGGACCAAUAGUGGAAAUACACCGCUGGAAGAGAAGAAACCUUCUCCUAACCUCCAUCAUAGAGCAACUGAAAACAAAAGAGAGUAAAGCAGUUAUCACGACUCUGAUAGCAAACAAGAGCAAAUACCUCAAGAAGUGGAGGUCAGUGGAUAUCAUCAUCACAGAUACAGCUAACGAAGCUAAAGAUAAGUACAAGUACCUAGAGGGACUAAAGAGACACAUUGAGCCGCUGUGUGAGGAGAACAGGAUAUCAGAAGUAAUGAACACCUGCCUUCACCAUCUCAUGAUGGGUUUUAAACAAGCUGAAGCAGCGUCACGUCACUACGCACGGUCAGGUUUCCUAGGAGUAAUAAUGAGCAAGGUAUCUAACCAGCUGGUGACCCUGUGUAAAGCUAACUUGUUUGUGAGACAAGGUUACGAGGCUGGAGAGGUGUGGGGGCAGGUUGAGAAGCCUGCAGAGAGGGAGUCUCUUAAACACCUCCACAACGCGCUCGUGGAGUGCCUCGCUCUUCACAAGUUCUAUAAGGAGUGUUUAAAGAAUCUGAGAGACAUGUUAGGAGCCUCCAACAAGAACACGAUGUGCGGCUCCAGACGGGGAGCCUCCUCAGUUGCCAGAUCAGACUGCACUGACAGCAGGGAUAGCAACAUCAACGAGAAAAGACUACGUCCGGUCAGAUCACCAAAUCACCCAUUCCAUCAAAAUAAACUUGAUCGCUGGAAGAUUGUAAAAGAGAACGUCCAGAUUCUUUCUCCUGCAGGUGAUAGGAAGACUGGAGCUAGCCAGAGCUCCUUGUUUCAACUGAACACUCAAAACUUUGGUAUACCCAUCACGGAUGAUCAGGCUAUUUUGGGAAGUCUCGAUAAACUGAUCGAAAGGAGCCGUGAGCUUAUUGAGGUUAUAACGACGCUAAGUCAGCUGGAAGAUCUGGCUAAAAGUGUCUCAGAUAUUGGUAAAUGCGGGGUCUCGCCCCUCAUCACCAGACAUCACCUCUGUUCUUCUAAUACUGUAGAGGAGAUAUCAAUGCCUCCCUCGGAUAGCAACAUGGACUGUCUUGUUGAGGAAGAUGAAGCUUCCCAGCCGGCAUCCAGUUCAGAAGGCUCCACGAGAGAGAUAACACCCUCUUUAGAGUCCGAUAGUGAUGGAAUGAGAUCUAUAAAUACUCUCGAUAUUGGACCCUCUACUGACAAGACAGUUGAAGAAGAUGUACACAUUGCGACGUUCAUCAGAAGAGUUCUGAAUCAAACAUACCAGAGUUUGAUAGCAGACUGCAGUUCCUUGGAGGUGAUGUUGUCUUCAGAAGGAAAACACAAGGACAAGUUCCCGGAGACGUACCAGAAGUUUGUUCACUCUAUGAGUCGGCUGGAGAUAGCCUUGUGUGCUUAUAUUAAGUCUACCAUUACGGAGAAGACUUCUAUUAAAAACGGUCUCGCAGUCAUCCAGAGGUUCAGCGCUUUGAAAGUGUCAAAAGACAAAGGGAACCUGCGGCAAACACUCCAAGAUCUCCAAGCAGAUCUUUUCUUGAACUUUGAGGAUGAUUUAGAUCGUAUAAAGGAGAUGUACGAGGAAAGCAAGGAGACUCCUCCUAUUACCCACAACGCUCCAACUGUAGCUAGUGCACUGCUCUGGAUCAGACAACUCAUUCACCAGAUUGAGGAUCCGAUGAAGAUAUUCAGAGAGAACAAGAUUCUCAUGAGCAACCGUGACUCGGGUCGGAUAAUAAAGCUGUACAACAGACUAGCCACCACGUUCUACAAGUUCGAGACACUGUGGCUCUCCAACUGGGUCACCACAGUGGAGCCUAUACGCUCUGCGCUACGAGCUACCCUUCUUGUGCGGGAUCCGGAGGGGGUACUGCACGUUAACAUGGACCAGAAGAUACUGGAGCUGAUUCAGGAGACCAAGUGGCUGUUGAGACUGAGCUGUAAUGUUCCUGAGGGGGCUAAAGAAGUGCUCAAACAGGAGCAACGUAUCAAAACGUACGUACAACGUUUAAACCAGAACGUGAAAGACAUGGGACGGGUGAUCUGCUCGAUCUCCCCAGCAGUGAAACCAGUCCUCUCCUCUCAGCUGCACCACCUUCAACUCACAAUCCAACCAGGACUAGUCACCUUGACCUGGAAUAACGUUAACAUUGACGCGUUCCUCCACAAGAUGACUAUUGCAACCCAGGAGCUGUCCCACACUAACAAGCUGGUGCAGGACAUACUGGAGACACAAGUGGAGGUUCACCUGAGUGACAUCCCGGCCCUGCUGUUCUACGAGAGCGUGAAUAGUAACAGUAGAAGUUGUGAGGACUUUGUUAAGGUUCAGAGCGAGGUGGUCGGAGAGAGGUUCGGGGAGCUCACCCAUAUGAUCACACAGGUACAAGCAGGUCUGUUUAACGGGGUCAUGUCCGCUAUAAACGCAGCAGAUCGGAGUGGGUACGUCAAGAAGACUCCUGACGAGGCACUUGUUGCUUCUGUUUUAGCAGAGUUCCACAUGCGAAUAAACAAGGCGUACAUGAGUAUAAUAAGGAGAUCAGUGAGUAACCUGGCCCGAUCCCUGACAGAAGGAACUCCUCUCUUCAAAUCUAGAAUAGAGCUUUGUGUUCCGGAGAUUGUACUCACUCCCUCCCUCGCUUCAAUGCAGGAGUCGCUGGACAGUACACUGUCAAUAAUAACGGAGAGUAUCGAGCGAGCAACAUGGCUGACCCCUGGAGAUAGAGACAUGAUGCGAGGCUGGACCUCGGAGGAUGAGGAGCUCCAGUCUGACAUCAAGCUGAUAAAACAAGCUGCUCUACAGGCGGAGGAGGACAUCACUCACUUCUUCUCCGUCUUCAUGGAGUUCAAGAGGUUCUGGAGGGAUGACCUUCACGGAGAGUACAAGGAGUUCAUGGAGGGGAACAGCUGUCUUAUCCAGUGUGCUAACAAGGUUCAAGCUCUAUUGGAAGAGGAGCACAAGGUGCUAUCUAUAGACAGUGCGAAGAAGAUGAAGGUUACCGUGCUCGACACAACACCUGUUAAGAACUCUAUCCACGCCAUGAUACGAACUUGGAAAUACAAAUACGCUUCCCAGCUCCACUACAAUGCUAAGAGAGACCUGGAUGAUAUCAUAAAGUAUAGAGACCACAUAAGAGAGCGACUGACGGUAUCAGUAGAGUGUCUCAGCAGUCUCAGCGAAACUCUGGACUUGCUGGCUGAGUUAGGAGACCUCGAGAACACUAUUGAUGAUACCUACCUUCCUGUCGAGAUCACCUACCAACAGCUCACCGACUUCGAGGUCCAACUGCCUCGUAACGAGGUAGAGUUAGUGGCGACACUCCGCGACGAGUGGAAGAUGCUGAUGGAUCUGGCAGACAGUGUCAGACAAACCCUGAUGAUCGAGCAGAAGCUGCAGUUCGAGCAGGAGCUAGAGAAGCAGGUGCAGUCGUUCAUUGUGGAGGUCAUUCAACUUAGAACCAGCUUUGAAUCCCAAGGUCCUGGUGUCAGCAAUAUCUCUCCAGAUGAGGCCAUGAACAGGCUAGUAAAAUUCUGGAAAUCAUACAACACAUUCGACAGUAAGCAGCACACUUUACAAGCCGUCCAGAAGAUGUACGGACUACCACUGACAGCUUACCCUGAUCUCGAAAAGACAGGGGAGGAAUUGAGCUUGCUUCAAACUUUGUAUGAUCUUUAUCAGAAAUUCAUAGAGUUUGAUGAGACAUUCAAAGAUACGCUUUGGCAGGAUGUUAAUCUGGAGCAAUCUAAAACCGAAAUGAACGUCCUUCACAUGGAUUGCAGGAACCUGCCAGAACGUGUGAAGGAGUGGGGAGCUUACCACACUCUAUUUACAAGCUUGGAGGCUUAUCUUGAUCUGUUCCCGGUCCUUCAACAGCUCAACUCUAAACAAAUCAGGAGCCGACACUGGCUGCAGGUCAUGCAAGUAACUGGAUCCAACUUCCAACUCGAGGCAUCUCAAAUGAAACUAUGUCAUCUGCUGGACUGUGAUCUCAUCAAGUACAAGUCAGAGAUAAGUGACAUAGUAAGUUGUGCUAGCAAGGAGCUCGAUCUCGAGCAGAAGUUGAGGAGCACUGAGGAGGAGUGGGCAGAACAGAGCUUGCACUUUUCGCAGUUCAAAAACAGGGGCUACCUUAUGCUUGAUGCUAGGUACACAGUGAAUCUACUGGAAAUGCUGGAAGACAGCCAAGCUUCCCUUGCCUCCAUGCUAACCUCUAAAUACAUAGGGCCUCUAAAGGACGAGGCCGCAUCCUGGGCCGCUAAGUUGCUCAGCGUGUCAGAGGUCAUUGAGCAGUGGCUGACUGUUCAGAACCAUUGGGUUCAUCUCGAGUCAGUGUUUUCUCUGCCUACUACCAAGAAGGAUUUGCCGCAGGAGGCAAAACGGUUCGCCUCGAUCGACAAAACUUGGACCAAGCUGAUGAAAAAGACCCAUGAAAUCAAAAAUGUCAUCCAAUGUUGUCACGGUGGAGAGCCCCCUAAAACGGGAACUCUAACUCACCUCUCUGAGCAACUAGAGUUCUGUCAGCGCAGCUUGACAGAGUAUCUGGACGAGAAGAGGAAGCUAUUCCCCCGCUUCUACUACGUGUCGGACACUGUGCUGCUCGCUAUUCUUAGUAGUCAUAACAACGUGGAGGAAGUCAGCAAACACUUCAGAGCGAUAUUCCAGAACAUUGACUCUGUUCUGCUGGCUCCCUCGGAAGAUACAAUUGACGGAGGAGAAUCCAGCGCCCUCAACGUUAUCAGUGAAGUGUCAGUGGAACGAACAGGAGCUGAACGGGACCCUCUGCAGUCUAGUCAGGACGAUUUCACCAGCUUUAGCGAGAGCCCCCUUUGGUCGGGAGGCCCCACCAUCACAGCUAUCGGAGCCAAGAGUGCUGAGGGUGAGGUGAUCGACUUUAACAGGGAGGUUACGAUGAAAGAGAAUGUGGAGACUUGGCUUGAGAAUCUUCUGGAAGUUACCAAGGAUACCAUAUCUGAUAAAGUCUAUGAGGUUGAUAGGGACAUCAAAAAUGGCUGCACUGUGGAAGAAUUUACAUUAACGUUCCCGUGCCAAGUUGCUGUGCUGGGUUUCUACCUACAAUGGACUAGAGACUGUGAGCUCGCCAUAUCAGAGAACAAACUCGACCGAAAAGCUCUCCACAAUCUGGGCCGGAAGUACUCUAACAUAGUGGCCCGACUUCCGACUGUCUUGAAUAAGCACCAGUCCAAAUUAAAGCGAGCAGUAAAUGCUGUCAUAUUCAUGGGUCAGAUGUGCCCACAGCAUAACGGCAUAGAACCAACCCAAGGCCGAAAAAGUGUAAUAAGACAAGCUGUUAGAGAAGAUCCUACCCAGUUGGUGAAACUGGAGAAUAUCAUGUCUUUGGCGCUUCACCUUAGGGAAGUAGCUGAGGACUUUCAGAAGAAGAAAGUUAGAGACAUCCUGGACUUUGAGUGGGUCAGAAAUCCCAGGUACUACGUGGAUGAAAGCAGUAUAAAGAUGAUGGUGUCGGAGUACUCCAUGACGUACGGGUGUGAGUAUGUGGGGUGUGAUGUGAACCAGAUAAUCACGCCCAUCAGGGAUAGAUUCACUCUUCUCUUCGUCCACACUAUCCAGCAGUUUAGUGGAGUAUCUCUGGUAGCCGAGUCUGCAGUAACAAAACACGAGAUGGCUAAGAGUUUAGGAGGAAUGUGUGCUCGGUUCCUCCUCACCUUCCACUGCAGUAACGGGACCACCUACAGCUGCAUCAGCAAGAUCCUGACAGGCCUGGCCCAGGAGGGGUCCUGGGGCUGUUUCAGUGAGGUCAGCUGUCUUACUCUCCCAACCCUACAGGUGCUGGCUCAGUGUCUCCACCUAAUCCUGGGUAACUUGCAGCAGAACAACAAGAACUGUACGCUAUUCUCCGGACAAGAGAUUCCUCUGAACCCUAAUUUCGCUGUUUUCGUGACCCAGACAACGGAGAAGUACCAGCUGAACACCCUUCCUCCCACACUCCGAGGACUGUUCAGACUUGUCUCUGUGCCCCAGCCAAACUUCGCAGCUGCUCUCAGGAGUCUUUGUACUGUACUGGGGUUCAAGAGCGGCAAACUUAUCGCUGAUAGACUCAUUAUGGUUCACAAACUUGUGUCCCUGCAGAUGAGACACACUGGAGUAGCGCACAUGUCUCUCAACAACAUCCACCAGUGUCUCCUGAUCAGCGCCAGUAAGAGGAACACUAUAAUGUCCAACAGAUCACACCAAUUUGGCAGGGCUUCUAGCAAUACCACCGGCUCUAACAUCGCUACCCCCGUGAGUGACAAGAGGAAUCGAGCUCCUACCCCAAUAAACCUUACUCCUCAAAUCAGACUAGAGCACGCUCUCGUGAAACAGACUCUCACCGAGUCUUUCGGACUUCGUUUCGUCAAAGAAGACCAGCAAAUGUUCGAGACAAUACUGCGGGAUGUGUUCUCCGGGACUUGCGACAACUUUGCAAUUCCUAAAUCCGACUGUACACCUCCUCCCGACAUAAGAGCACAUUUUGUGCAACAAGCGGAGUUAGCCGGAUACGAGACACACAAUCCCUGGGUCUCCAAAGCAAUGCAACUUUACUACCUCAGUCAGACCUACUCUACUCUCAUUGUGGCAGGUCCGUCAGCAGUGGGGAAGUCGGCCCUGCUGUCCACCCUGAUAAACACCCUGUCAACCCAGACUCCAGCCGCUCACAUCCACAAGAUAGUCAGAGUUAACCCGCUCUCGGUGGACACACUGGACAAGAUAUUCGGCCACAUUAAUACCAAUGGGGAGUGGGUGGACGGGAUCUUUACAGCUGCUUGGAAGAAAGCCAACAACUUCAGGAACACGUCCACUUGGCUAGUUAUGGACUCUCCUCUUCACAGCUCGUGGGCGGACAUGCUCCACUCAGUGAUGCAGCAGAGCAGACAACUGACUCUACCUAAUGGAGACAGGAUGUUCAUGGAGGGAAACUUGCAGCUGGUGUUCGAGACUGAUAGUCUGGCAGGAGUCUCGCCUGCUAUUAUUCUCCCCUCUGGUAUGCUGUACAUGGAGCCGGAAGUGCUGGGUUGGGAGCCUCUUAGCAACACCUGGCUUGCUACUCGUACGCCUCAAGAUGCCCACGUGUUGAGACUGCUGUUCAGCAAGUUAGCUGGACCCCUACUCUCGUAUGUAACGGAGGAAGUGACGCCGAUAGUGAAGGUUUGCAACACUGGUCUGUUCAGGACCUUCAUCAACCUUCUCACCGCCAUGCUAGACAACUUCGCAGAGGUAAAAGCAGAGUCUAACUCGGAGAUACUGAUGGAACGUAUCGUACUGUUCUGCUUGGUCUGGUCACUGGGAGGACUUCUGCCUCCCCGCCAGCAGCAGCCUUUCUCUGAUAUCGUCAAAUCUCUUACUUCCUGCCUGCCGGAGUACACAGAUAACACAGUGUACGACUACUACGUGGACGAGGCCGGAGAGUGGGACAGCUGGUAUAACCUAAUCCCUGAAGCGAUAGUGGAACAGCUUGAUCAUUUUGUGGAGAAUAUAGACACCACACGAACCUACUACUUGAUGCAUCUCGCCAGUAUCACCAACCAGAAUAUUCUGCUCACUGGACCUCCUGCUACCGGCAAAACCAACAUCGUCAACAGGUUCUUGAGAGCUCCAGACAAAGUAAACUUUGUCACCAGAACCCUGGUCUACUGUGAAAACACUAAACCUACUCUCUUCCAAGAGGUAGUAGAACACACAAUAGUUCACCGUCAAGGCAACAACUACGGAGCACCUCAAGGCAAGCGACUCUGUCUGUUUGUGGACGACAUGAACGUCCUGAAGACACACGAAAGUGGAACUCAGAUCACUAACGAGUAUCUGCGUUCACUGCUGGAUAUGGGCGGGAUAUACGACAACGAAAAGGCAGGAAAAUGGAAAAUCAUUAAGGAUAUGACUGUAAUUGGAGCUAUGCGGAAUCCCUCUCAAGGAACAGAAAAGAGCGUAGCAGCGCGACUACUCAGACACUUCAUGGUGUUCAAUGUUCCGACACCAACACCUCAAACUCUCUAUCAGACUAUUGAUUCAAUAUUACAGGCUCUGUUAGGACGAGAAGCAGGCUCCGGACUAGAACAGACUCUCCACAACUCAAUAGUAAAGGCAAGCUGUGACCUGCUGUCCUCGCUACAAGUAGUCCUCCAGCAGAACACAGUGCCGGGGCGCUAUCACUACUGCUUUAACGUGACCACUAUAGUCAAUAUAGCCAAGGGUAUCCAGAGAACAUCAGACUCAAUGAGGAACAGUCCGACAAUGAUGCAGUUACUGUGGCUUCACGAGGCUGAGCGGGUCGUUAGUGACGCUAUCUGUCGCCCUGACGACACUCAAGCUUUAACAAAGUUGCUGGCUGAAAUCACGGUGAAGUACUUCAAAGAACUGAGCAUGUACGAGCACGCCAAACCGUACUUUGUCACAUUUGAUGAGUACCAGGACGUCUCCAGACAACUCCACAGACAAGGUUCCUCAGGGGUAUCGAGCGGAAACCACUCGGCGGGAGUCCUGGUUCAAGUGAAGCCGGUGUCGAACCUACAAGACAUCAGACAAGUGAUGGUCCGGUAUUGUCAGCAGAUGACAGACGAGGCUCAGAAGCAACUCAACUCCCUCCUUCUUAGUGACGUCACUUUAGAGCACAUCUUGAAAAUACAUCGUGUCAUCACUAUGACCAGGGGGAACAUGUUGUGCGUGGGUUCCCAUGGCAAUAACCUGGACCUUCUCGUUAAUCUGGCCUCUUUCAUCUCGGGGAUGGAGCUCUUUACCGUCAAGUCUACCAGACCUCAGCACUUCUUCGAGCAAGCUAGGACUGCGUUCAGAGUGGCUGGCAGUGAGGGACGACAAUGUGUCCUUCUUAUCAACAGUAACAUUGCUCACGAAGAGGAGCUAAUGGAGAAACUGAACAGUGCGCUGCUAUCUGGCGAGAUUCCUUUCUUAUUUACCAACGAUGAGAUGGAGGGACUCCUACAAAGCUUGCAGGUGGUAAUGAGACGGGACGCUCCUGAGCUCCUCUCUGAUCCCAUCCAGUUCUUCUCUCUCAGAGUAAAGAGGAACUUAAGGAUCGUUAUCUGCAUAGAACCUAACUCCCCUUAUCUAAACUCUACUAACGCGAAGUUCAAAGGACUACUAAACCUGUGCCAAGUAAGCUGGCUGAUGGAGUGGCCGAAAGCUGCUCUUUCCAGCACCUGCUCCUAUUACAUGUCUUCUAAACAAACUUCCAACUUGUCCGAAAAAGAAACGGACCUGUUAGUGCAGGUGAUAACGAACAUUCACACGCUGGUUCAAUCCCAGCUAGCUCCCCACCCCUGGGAACUGAUCGCCUCCCCAGUCCCUCAUCAGAAGCAGAAUACCUUGUUGGAGUGCGUCAAGUUGGCAAGACUCCAAUCCAUCCCCAACGAGGGUGUCCUAGUGGGUCCGAAAGUUUACCAGCAAUUCCUCGACUACUUCAUUGCUCUGUACACCAAGAAGAGUUCAGCAGAGGAGCUCAAACUUACCCUUCACAAAGAAGCACUGUUGACAAUACAGUCGAUGGUAGAGAGCUGCAAGAAGAUGAACGAGGCGAUCUUCAGUGGGGAGAAGGUCCUGGCUGAUACUCAAAUACAGGUACAAGAACUGUUGAAGCAGUUGACCAAGAAAAGUGCUGCGUUGGAGAAGAUAAAAGCUCAGUUGGGGUGUGAGAGUAGCUUGCUACCCAGUCUCCAAGCGCUGCAAUCGCAACUAGAGGACCAGCAGGACAUGUACGAGUUCCUAGAAGAUGAUUACGAUCCGAAGAUAACGAAGGAAGAGAGGAGGGAGAGGAGGAGAGUGAAGAUUCUUCAGCAGUACGAGGCAGCCAAAACAGAGGAACAAACUCUUACUGCCGCUCUUCAAAAACAUAAGACCAAGCUGGAAUCACUGCUGGGAUUACUGGACCGGAAUCUUAUUGACAGCAUCAGGGUGAUGCCUUCUCCACCCAAUAUGGUGAACAGUAUCAUGAUGAUAUUCGUCAAGCUCCUCCAGUGUGAGAAGAAACUUCCCGAAGAGUUACCCACUCCAGUGAUAGAAGAAGAGACGCUAACACCAGCAGAAACACCUCGAGAUAGGCGCAAAACAAAAGCAAGGAUUAAAGUACCGCCAGUGAUAAAGCCAGUAGAGGCAGAUAAGAAGGACAAGAAAGAGCGAGACCAAUGGCUGGUAGUCCAGGGGACUCUGCAGGACUCUCAGGGGAUAAGGGACGCUAUAUCAGCGCUGAAGUGGCAGGAGGGUCUGUCUCCUAAAACUGUGGAGACAGUGCAGAAUCUCAUGAAGAAGGCGGCCGAGGCUCACUCGGAACUUCUAGUGGUUGAAGAGGCUCCUCCACCGGUCUCUAUCUUAGAUCGUAGACAAUCAAUAGAUGCAGGAAUGGGGGUUCCAGGAUUAGCUGAUCGAAGUGUAGGAAAACUAGACGAAGCAGCAGUGACCCACGCGUCUGAGAAAGUAGGUUUUAUCUACAAGUACAUGUUAGCCCUGCUGGCGUACCAUCACGCGUACGGACCUGUAACUAUCGCACAGGAACACACUCUCAGUCUGGAAGCUCUUCUCAAGGAAAUAGAAAAAGAAGAGCAACUAGCGAAGGAAGCAGCAGAGCAGGCCACCAAAGAGGACGGUCUCACUGAAGAAGCUGUGGCGAACCUGCAGAUCGAGAUUAAAUCCCUGCAAGAGAAAUACGAGCAAGCGGUAGUGAAGAAGAGGUCCUUACAAACAGACUGUCAGAACAUCCGCGAGAAGCUGAGAGCCAUGUCCUCCCUGACCUCUGUGCUGAAGAGUCAGAGAGAACAAUGGACUGAGGUAGUGAGUGAGCACCAGAGUCACCUCACUGUUAUUGCUAACUGCGUCCUGGCUGCUGCUUUCCUCGCCUACUGUGGCUCUCUUAUAGGAGAGCGCAGAAAAGCUCUGUUUGAUUGCAUUAAGGACGCGUGUAAAGAUCUAGGAGGAGAGGGCCACAUUAUAGAACAAGAGGAAAUAGUGGACUUCAUUACGGGGCCCACCCUCAAGUACCAGUGGACUUCCCAGCUUCUCCCCAGAGAGUCGAACUUCAUGGAAAAUACCAUGCUCGCUACUCACACCCUCAUACCUCAGUGGUUGCUGAUAUUCGAUAGUGAGGGUAUAAGUGAGCACUGGUUGAAGACACUGCACGGUCAGAACGAUGUGGUGACUAUUUCCUACUACAGUACCGGUCUCAAGAAUACACUGGAAACUGCUAUAUCUGAAGGAAAGAUCCUAGUAGUAACAGAGGCAGACGACAACCUGAUCAGUGAAGAUAGCAGAUUUAAGGACCUCAUCUCUAAAAGUGCUGACUUCUUGGUCAAACAGGACCCAAUCAAGAUAUUCGUAUCAGAAAAGGAGGUGGUGGGAGUACCCGGGUUCAAGCUAUACAUCGUGUGCAACAAGAAACCCACAAACCACCUCCUCAUCUCCAACACCAGACUCCUCAACCUCACCCCUACUCUGGACGGGUUCACGGAGUUCUUCCUCCAACACUUCCUCGCUAUUGAGAAGAACCGGUUACAGGAGGAUCAGAAAAAGUUUGGACAAGAAGUAUCUGAGUACAUGAAGUCGAGCAGUGAAUCGGAGGCGGAGAUACUAAAAUGUUUAGCUGAGUCCAGAGAAACCCUCCUGGCAGAUACUCCAGCUAUCAAGAAACUCCUCAACAUGAAGAAGUACCACACUGAAGCACUUGAGAAUCUGGAGAACGCCAGGAACUCCGAGGCGAACGUGCUGAAAUCAAGAGAGGUGUACCGACCCCUGGCCGUCAGAGCGGCCGUCAUCUACAGGACCUCUAUGUUGAUGUCCCGGAUAAACCCCAUGUACCAGUGGUCCCUUCUCCAGUUCCUACCCGUGUUCGAGUCCUCUGUUAAACAGAGUGAUAGUUCCCAAUCUUCUAGAACCACAAUCACCAUGUUACUGGACCAGUUGACUGCUACUGCUUGUCUCACCUACAUCAAGGGCUUGUUCGCUAACGACAAGGGAAUAUUCUCUCUGGCAGUCCUGCUCGAGAUUGAGGAUAGUGCGGGUAACGUUGGACCCGGUGAGCGGGAGUACCUCGUGGCUCCCAUCUCGGAGACCACCGCCAAAUCCCUCCCUAGAACCGGCGGUCCUCCCUCCUCCAAGAGGAAAAUAUUCGAGUGGAUGACGGACGAACAGUGGCAAAAUUUACAGGUGCUAGCUCACCACUGUUCCUGGUUUAGCGACGUGUUUGACAGGAUGAACAAGGACAGUGCGGAGGUGAAGUGGAGACAGCUCAGUGAGUGUGAUUCUCCGGAGACAGCCCCUCUUCCUGAUGUACUGGAUCAGAGGGUAACGAAAGUGCAGCAUCUAAUGCUUAUCCGAGCUGUGAGACCUGUUAGGUUUAUCACUGCCGCCCUAAAGUUCGCUUCAGAUCUGAUCGGGAAGAAGGUGAUCUCGGAUAACUCAAUAGAUCUGGGGUCUAUUGUGAAGACUAUGUCAGCCAGAACUCCCAUACUGCUUCUUUACAGAGAUGAACCUGAAAAUGCAAGGUUCUUAAUCACUGAUCUGGCUUGCAAGAGACAGCAAGAAGUCAUUUCCCUGUACGUGGGCAAGUCAGGAGCCAUGGAGCUGAAGCAGUGUCAGAUGAUAGUAAAUAAAGCCCUGCAAGCAGGACAGUGGGUCCAUCUGCACGCUGUCCACAACUGUCCGGAUAUUUUACUCAGCCUACUUGUUACCAUUAACGGAGCUAAGGUAAUGAACAGUAACUUCCGCAUGUGGUUGAGUUGUGAGCCGGUUGAUGACUUCCCCUCAGCCGUUCUGCAGUCCUGUCUGAAGAUCUGCACUGACUCACCUCGCGCUAUAGAGGGACAGUCCGCCUUCAUGAAGGACGGCAUGAUCAGAUCUCUCUCCUGGAUCACCCCUGAUGUUCUUAGUACAUGUACGAGAGGGGACUGGGUCCCCCUACUUCACAACCUGUGUCUGAUCUACAACCUCUUCCAACUGAGAGGGAGGCUGGCUCCCAAUGGGUGGAAGUACUCCUGGACCACUGCUGAGUUGUGGGAGAGUCUGAGAGCGGCUGUGCUGGUGUUUAACGAGGAGAAACUGACGGUUAAUGACGGAACAUCUCCAGCUCCUAGCAACCCGCAGAACAGGGCUGUCUCCUGGACUGCUCUCAGAUACCUUCUCGGGGAGGUAAUAUACGGAGGUCAGGUUCACGACCCGCUGGAUAAACAAGUCAUCAACUCUAUGUUGGACCACUUCAUUUGUCCGGCUGCCUGCAAGAAGGAUUAUGAAAUUCCUAAGACUAAGUGGAAGUUACCAACUUGCUGCUUCCAGCCUCUCCGGAGUAACCAGAUCUCACAAGUUGUGUCCCAAAUAGAGAACCACCCUCCUCCUGAAACAUUUGAAGCAUGUCUAAUGCACAGUAUGACUGACAGUAACGCGCCGGGAGAGAAGUAUUUCUUUACUCAGCUAGCUCAGAUCUAUGAGAUUGAAACGAAGGAGGCGGAAGCAGAACUACCAGCCGCCAGCAGCACCCCAAUUAGGGGCAGUGCUAACAGUGCUACCAUCAAGAGCAGGGACAGGUCCCCUCUCAGUGUUAAAACUGGUAAAGACAUCGACCUCAUUGAGACAGCUAAUAUUCUGCUGCAGAAACUACCAAAGGGAUGGCACAAGGACUACGUAAUGGACCGACUGAAGAAGCUGGGAGGAUCUGUUCCCUACACCUACUUCAUGACCAACGAGAUGAGUAUGAUGCAGGGUAUCUUAGAGGAGAUAAGAUCUACUUUAGCCGCGAUAAAGACUUCUAUCGAUCAACCUGCCAUCAACUCUCCUACUGUAAUAUCAGUAGCACACGACUUGCUGUACCAGAGAGUUCCCCGGCACUGGCAGAACCUGGCCGGGUCCAUAUCCCCCAACCCCACCAACACUCUCACCUGGAUUGGUGAUAUUGUGCAGAGGUGCAGUCACUUGGAACGUGCUCUACAGUAUUCCAAGGGUCGGGAGAGAGUGCCCUGUUUGUGGAUCUCCAUCUUCUCCAGCCCUGAGGGUCUGCUAGGGACUAUAAUGCACGAGGCGGUACAAACGUACGACGGAGCUGCCAAUAAUUUCGAGGUGUUCAACUUCCAGACCGAGAUUACUAAUAGGGACAAGGAUCAUAUUGCAAUACAAUUCCAACAGUACAACUCUCACUCAAUAAGGGAGUCUCCUCACGAGGGGAUGUUUGUUUACGGGAUAUCUCUCUACGGCGCUAGCUGGGAACGAACCAUUAACGAGAAUAUUAUACUACAAUACCAGAUGCAGGAUGUGGCCCCCAAGUCCAAGUUCACCCAGCUCCCGGUUAUCCACGUGACAGCAGGACCGAGUCAGACGGACAGGACUCACUGUCUGUACCAGUGCCCCGUCUACUCUACACGUGCUAUGGACGACAAACCUCUCUUCUUCUUAGACAUAUUCAACGAGAAUGUUCACUACUCCAAGUGGGCUUUACGUGGACUCUGCUGUUGUAUGCGAUGAAGAUGCGAGUAAAGCUAUUAAUAUUAUAAUUAAUAACUAUUAUAAGUAUCAUCCUAUAACUCGGCCGUUCUAGAGUGCGUCAUCCCAACUCCUUUGGUCACAUAUCAUUAACUUAGACUCUGAUCAAUUAUGAAUUAUGCACAGCUUUUUAUGUGUAAUAUAUGUAAUAUAUUGUAUAUGUUAUUACUUAUUCUGUGCUUGUGGAAGACCGAAUAUGGACUAAUUUUGCGAAACGCCGAAACCAAUUAACGGUAUUAUUUUGUUACAAUUUUGUCAGAUUUAAGAUUACCUCACUUAGUUUUUAAGUUGCAAACACUGCUGUAGUUUUUCAAGCAGCACUGUUGACUGUAAGGGGGGACGCAAGUAUAACUUCGGCAAUAAGUGCUGAGUCCAUGGUAUGAGAAAAAUUAUGAUUAUGUUAAUAAUACUCGUUGUUAUAUUUUGUAUAAAUCAAUGAUCAAUAUUAGAUAUGAUUACCAAAAAUUAUUUCACUAAAAA